Pimephales promelas (fathead minnow) is the source of this 1357-nucleotide messenger RNA. RefSeq names its product phorbol-12-myristate-13-acetate-induced protein 1 (gene pmaip1). The record is from RefSeq and is a predicted model, not a curated record. NCBI's taxonomy places the organism in Eukaryota, Metazoa, Chordata, Actinopteri, Cypriniformes, Leuciscidae. Gene Ontology annotation, biological process: DNA damage response; apoptotic process; positive regulation of apoptotic process.
GAUGCAAAAACACGGAAACUGGACAUGCAAAUACCACGUCGACGGGAGGUCACGUUGUUUACGCGUCACAGGCUAUUUAAGCGCAGACGCUUCUAACAAUAAUUCAGAGAAGUUCUAUCACUGCAGUCAGCCGCUUCUGAAGGAACGAGCGCUUGAUCAUUCAUCCAGUCUGAGUCUCGGUCUCUGAACAUUGCUGAAAACACACUCAAGGUCUGAAAUGGCGAAGAAAGAGCAAGCCGCUGUCGUCGAGUGCGCGCAACAGUUGCGCAAAAUUGGAGAUCUCUUGGAUUGGAAAUACAAGUUCCUGGUGCUCAUAAUCGCUCUCCAGAGAAUGCAGAACGACGGGAAAAGCUGAAAGAGAAGGGAUCCGAACCAACGUACACCUGACAUCUGAAGAAGAUUCAUUUCUGAAGACGAGGUGCGUCAUCUUCCAAAAACCACAACAACAAAAAGUUGAACAGGAAUGGACUUCCGGGACGAAGGCAUGGAGAGGAUGGCCCGCGAAGACAUAGGAACACCGUGGACCAUUUCUGUGCUAUUCUGAGACCAUAUUUGUCUCUUGGCUGUUUCUCUGAGGGGGUUUGAACUGAAGGAGUUUUCAUUCAUCGGGUCGAAUCGCAGAGCUCGUUUACUACUGGACUUCUUUUCCUAACAAUUCUGAAUUUAGUAGGCUAAUAGGCUGCUCAAUAAUGUGUACAAAUAGAGUUAGUGCGAAAUGGAUGUCCUGGUUUAUAGCCUACACUUGUUUUUUGGCCUAGUCUAAAGUGUAGCUAUUUCAUACUGAGAGGAACUGACUUCAUUUAUCCAUGAUAAAUUACCCCAAGACCAGAUUUAAAAGAAAAAAAAAAGUUUGGUUAUGCCACUUGCUUGAUAUUUUGGUCUAUAGAAAUGUAUGUGUCCACAUAUUUUUUUAUGAAGCACAUAUAUUUUAUUCUGAGGUCCUGCAAUUGUAUUUGGCUUAUUCUUUGGUGAAUAAUUCACAAUGUGUGAUAACACAUGUUUAGGAGUUGACUAUUUUAACGAAAUGCAAAGAUUUUUAAAGCACUUAAUUGUAGAGGUACAAUUUCGGUUGUCUUGUGAAACAUUGGCAUUUAGCUAAUAUCUAACUUUUUAGAUGAAACUUUAAAAAAAAAAAUGAAAUUGGCUAUAAUUGUAAUGUGUAAAUCUAUAAUUUGACCAGUAACAUGACGUUACUUAUCAUGUGAUAGCAGAGAAGAUCUACACACAGUAGGCUAAGCCACUUCCUGUAAAUGCAAAUGAAAUGUUUAAUACUUUCUGUUUCUGACUAAUGUUUUAUGGUGUUUUCUGAAACUGAUGAAAUGUAACAAAGACUACAAAAAUAAACCGCUUGCAUGUA